Messenger RNA from Oryzias melastigma (Indian medaka), 1521 nucleotides. RefSeq names its product SDS3 homolog, SIN3A corepressor complex component (gene suds3). NCBI's taxonomy places the organism in Eukaryota, Metazoa, Chordata, Actinopteri, Beloniformes, Adrianichthyidae. Gene Ontology annotation, molecular function: histone deacetylase binding. The transcript has 13 exons. Gene Ontology annotation, biological process: negative regulation of transcription by RNA polymerase II. The record is from RefSeq and is a predicted model, not a curated record. The coding region runs from base 111 to 1046 and encodes 311 amino acids. Gene Ontology annotation, cellular component: Sin3-type complex.
GACAGCUUAGCCUUCAGGGGUCCUCGCAAUUGUAGGCGCAGUUUCAAGCGAGCCAGCAAAACACCGAGCGAUUGUUUAUUUUGUUUUGUUUACAUUCUCCAAAUAAAUAAAUGGCCUCUACAUUAAUAUCGCCCGUGGUGGACUAUUACAACGACGAGGAAGAGCUCGACAGCGUGGAUGACGACGAUGAUCGGAGCUUCAGGGGCAGAGACUCGGAGGAAGACACAGAAGAUGCCAGUGAGACGGAUCUGGCCAAGCAUGAUGAAGAUGACUAUGUGGAAAUCAAAGAGCAAAUGUACCAAGAUAAGCUGGCAUCCCUGAAGAGACAACUGCAACAGUUACAAGAAGGCACGCUGCAGGAGUACCAGAAGAGAAUGAAGAAGCUGGAUCAGCAGUACAAAGAGAGGCUCCGGAACGCAGAUUUGUUUCUUCAACUUGAGUCAGAACAAGUGGAGAGGAACUACAUCAAAGAGAAGAAAGCAGCGGUGAAGGAGUUUGACGAUAAGAAGGUGGAGCUGAAGGAGAACCUCAUCGCAGAGUUGGAGGAGAAGAAGAAAAUGAUCGAGAACGAGAAGCUAACGAUGGAGCUGACGGGCGACUCCAUGGAGGUGAAACCCAUCAUGACCAGGAAGCUGAGGAGGCGACCCAACGAUCCCGUUCCCAUACCGGACAAGAGGAGGAAACCGGCUCCAGCUCAGCUGAACUAUUUGUUAACAGAAGAGCAGAUAAUGGAAGAUCUACGAACGCUGAAUAAGCUGAAAUCCCCCAAACGAGCAGUGUCCCCCUCCACUCCCGAGCACGUCCCCUCCGCUCCCCUGGAGAGCCCGUCCCAGCGUUACGAGGCCCGCAUCGAGGAGGGGAAACUCUACUACGACAAGAGAUGGUAUCACAAGAGCCAGGCCAUCUACUUGGAGUCCAAGGACAACACGAAGAUCAGCUGCGUCAUCAGCUCGGUGGGAACCAACGAGCAGAUCAGUUGCUGCAGAAACAGGUGUCCUCAGCAGUUACCAGUAGAGGGAGUGCAGCAUCGGGGAGCAAUUUCCUGAUUUCAAAACGUUUAAAGCCAGAAUUCCUUCCAGAUGUUUUUCUUUUCUCUGCUGAGCAGAUUUGGGUGAGGAAGACGAGCGACAGCACGAAGAUGAGGAUCUACCUCGGACAGCUGCAGAGAGGAACAUUCGUCAUCCGGCGACGGUCGGCGUCCUGAAGCUCCGCCCCCCCCCUCCUCCAAGUGUUCAAUCAUUUGUCUGCCGUUUCCCGCCGGAUGCACUCCCAAACUCAACGAUCUUUUCCAUGUUGACCUCCAGAGUCUUCAGUGACAAAGACUUAAAACGGGAUGGUUCAGCAGGAAGAACCACGUACCCGAACAGGUUUUAUAACGAAUCUGUUUUUCAGACAAUGUGUAUUAAGCCUUUUGUAUCCUAAAAUACUUUUUUUUUAAUUUUUUUGUCUGUUGAUGCUCAAACAUUUGGUUUUAUUUGGUCCUUAAGUGUCUUUUUAUUUGAUUAAAAUGUUUUAUUUGUA